Molecule: messenger RNA, 2124 nt
Organism: Sinocyclocheilus grahami
Lineage: Eukaryota; Metazoa; Chordata; Actinopteri; Cypriniformes; Cyprinidae
Product: vomeronasal type-2 receptor 1-like
Exons: 5
Coding region: 1-2124 (707 amino acids)
Biological process (GO): G protein-coupled receptor signaling pathway
Cellular component (GO): plasma membrane
Molecular function (GO): G protein-coupled receptor activity
Source: RefSeq, a predicted model, not a curated record
AUGAUUUACAUUUUUGUGUCUUUAUUUCACCUUUCCAGUGCAGCUGUUACUUUAAACUGCUCCCCACAGGAUGACUUUGAUCUGCCAGUGUUCAUGACUAGUGGAGACUUCACAAUAGGAGGAAUGUUUCCUUUACAUUAUAGAGUAGAGCUUCCUCCAACAGACUACAUAAAGAGACCUUUAGCAGCACAGUGUCGAGGGUUUGAUCCAAGAGCUUUCCGCUGGGCUCUCUCUAUGAAGCUCGCAGUGGAGGAGAUAAACAACAGAAAAGACCUCCUGUCAAAUCAUACACUGUCUUACAGAAUUUUUGACUCUUGUUCCACUCCUGUGACUGCUCAGAAAGCAAUCCUGGCAGUACUGAAUGGAGGGGAUGUUGUUCAGAGUUCUAUGUGCUCUGGGGCUGGCCCCUUAUUAGGAUUAAUAGGGGAAUCUGGAUCCUCACAGUCCAUUGUUCUCUCCAGAACUGUGCAACCCUUCCAAAUACCCAUGAUAAGCUAUUUUUCAACCUGCUCUUGUCUAAGUAAUCGGAAGCAGUUCCCAACAUUUUUCAGAGUGGUUCCCAAUGAUGAUUACCAGGUCAAAGCUAUUGCACAACUCUUAAAAAGGUUCGGCUGGACAUGGAUUGGUAUGGUGACUGAAGACCAUGACUAUGGCAGGUUUGCUUUACAAGGCUUAAAGCGGGAAAUUGAAAAUACUAACAUUUGUCUGGCCUAUCAUGAAAUGAUCCCUAAAGACUAUACCCAGGAACGAGUCCUAAAGAUUCUUAAAGUAAUGAAGGAAUCCACAGCUAAGGUAGUUGUUGUUUUUUCAGUAGAAGGGGAAUUUUAUCCUUUCUUAAGAGAGUUUAUGACUCAAAAUAUCACAGGAAUUCAAUGGAUUGCAAGUGAGGCUUGGGUUACAGCUUCAAUGUUAGCAGAAACAUAUCCAUUCUUAGAUGGCACAAUUGGGUUUGCAAUACGUCAAGGCCACAUCCCAGGUCUUCAGAAUUACCUCAAAACAGUGACCCCAGAAAGGUACCCUUCUAACCUUCAAGUUCAGGAGUUGUGGGAGGCUCUCUAUGGUUGUUCUCCCUCCACAACCAGCUUGAACAGUACCAUUGUACCUGUCUCUGUGUGCAAUAAUAACUGUGCCCCAGGAUUCAGGACUGCUGCCCGUCGUGGGCAACCUCUGUGCUGCUUUGACUGUGUUCCAUGUGAGAGUGGCAAGAUCAGUAAUCAGACAGAUUCGAUAGAUUGUAUGCCAUGCCCUGAAGACUACUGGUCCAAUGCAAACGGAACAGUGUGUGUCCCAAAAGUUGUGGAGUUUCUCUCCCAUGAUGCAAUGGGCAUCACCCUGACUGUGAUAGCUGUUGUCGGAGCCUUUCUGACUGUCACAGUGUUGCUGAUAUUUUUGUACAACAGAGGAACCCCUAUAGUCCGUGUGAAUAACUCAGAACUCAGUUUCUUCAUCCUACUGUCCUUGACUCUGUGUUUUCUAUGUGCUUUGGUGUUUAUUGGGGAACCUACAUCCUGGUCCUGCAUGCUGCGACACACUGCCUUCAGCAUCACUUUCUCUCUCUGUAUCUCCUGCAUCCUUGGCAAGACUUUAGUGGUUUUGGCAGCUUUUACAGCUACCCGACCUGGAAACAAUAUAAUGAAAUGGUUGGGCCCCUCACAGCAGAAAAUAAUCAUCUUCUGCUGCACUCUGGUCCAGGUGAUCAUAUGUACUGCUUGGCUUACAAUAUCCCCUCCUUUCCCCUAUAGAAACACUAAAUAUACACAGUCCAAGAUCAUCCUGGAUUGCAGUGUGGGCUCUGAUCUGGCCUUCUGGUGUGUACUGGGAUAUAUUGGCCUUUUGGCCUGUGUCUGCUUUUUUCUUGCUUUUCUGGCACGUAAGUUGCCAGGCAAUUUUAAUGAGGCCAAAUACAUCACCUUCAGCAUGCUUAUAUUUUGUGCAGUGUGGCUAGCAUUUGUACCUGCAUAUGUCAGCCAACCUGGUAAAUUUACAACUGCUGUGGAGAUUUUUGCUAUUUUAGCUUCUAGUUUUGGCCUCCUUCUCUGCUUAUUUGCCCCCAAAUGUUACAUUAUUUUACUGAAGCCUGAGAAGAACACCAAGCAACAUCUCAUGGGAAAAGUUAUUAAAUGA